Messenger RNA from Penicillium waksmanii, 2256 nucleotides. Its product is annotated as threonine--tRNA ligase THS1. The transcript is spliced from 16 exons. Gene Ontology annotation, cellular component: cytoplasm. Gene Ontology annotation, molecular function: ATP binding; threonine-tRNA ligase activity. Gene Ontology annotation, biological process: threonyl-tRNA aminoacylation. Bases 1 to 2256 code for a protein of 751 amino acids. The record is from RefSeq and is a predicted model, not a curated record. NCBI's taxonomy places the organism in Eukaryota, Fungi, Ascomycota, Eurotiomycetes, Eurotiales, Aspergillaceae.
AUGGCUUCCGAAGCCCCAAAGGAACUCCCCGUGCGCCCUGCCGCCGAAGCUCAAGGAAAUCCUGCUGCUGCUGCCCCGCCUCAAGACGCCAAAAAACAAGCCCCUCCUAGCGAGCCCCUCCCCGACUGGGCGAUCGAGCGCAACAAUCUGUUCGAAGAAUUGUGGCAAAAGCACCUCAAGGACCUCGCGGCCAAGGAUCACCCUUCGAUCGAAGUUUCUCUCGAUAUUGGCGACGGUAGCCCUAAGUCGGUCCCCGCAAAGGCCUUCGAAACUACACCGGGCUCAUUCUUGCGCGAUGUGCCAAAGGACGUGGCUGCCGAGGUUGUUAUCGCGAAGGUCAAUGGAGAACUAUGGGAUCUGAACCGUCCACUCGAGGCCGAUUCUGCCGUUAUCCUGGUCCCAUUUUCCGACCCCGAGGCUCGGAAUGUUUUCUGGCACUCUUCGGCUCACUGUCUUGGAGAGUCUUGCGAAGCUCAGUUCGGCUGCCUCCUGAGCCACGGUCCUCCUACACCCCAGGGUUUCUUCUACGAUAUGGCUAUGCCUGGAGGACGUGCUGUCAUUGAAAGUGAUUGGAAGCCCCUUGAACAGAAGGCUGCCAAGAUUUUCAAGCAAAAGGAGAGUUUCGACCGCCUGGAGGUAUCUAAGGAAGAUUUGCGUCGCAUGUUCAGCUAUUCUCCCUACAAGCUGCACUAUAUCGAAAAAUUGGUGGUGGGCGAGUAUAGCACCGUCUACCGUAACGGUGAUCUGGUUGAUCUUUGCCGUGGCCCUCAUAUCCAAAACACAGGCAAAAUCAAGACAUUCAAAAUCAUGCAAAACUCCUCCGCUUACUUCCUCGGCGACCAGUCGCAAGACAGUCUGCAGAGAAUUCGAGGUGUUGCUUUCCCAGACAAGAAGCGAAUGGCAGAUCACUUGAAGUUCCUCGAGGAGGCAGAGAAGCGCAAUCACAUAAGACUGGGCAAGGAGCAGGAGCUCUUCUUCUUUGACGAGACCUCUCCCGGAUCCCCUUUCUUGCUUCCCGCUGGUACAAGGAUCUUCAAUGCCCUCCAAAAGCUGCUUCGGUCGGAGUACCGCAAGCGCAACUACCAGGAGGUCCAGACUCCGAACAUGUUCGAUGUCAGCCUGUGGAAGACAUCCGGUCAUUUCCAGCACUACGCCGAUGACAUGUUUCAGCUUAACGUUGAGAAGAAGAACUGGGCUCUUAAGCCUAUGAACUGCCCAGCCCACUUUAUUUUGUUCGGUCAUCGUGAACGAAGUUACCGGGAGUUGCCCCUCAGGAUUGCGGAUUUCGGAGUUCUUCACCGCAAUGAAGCCUCUGGAGCGCUUAGUGGGCUAACCCGAGUGCGGAAGUUCCAACAGGACGAUACCCACAUCUUCUGCACCCAGGAUCAAAUUCGUGCCGAAAUCGAGGAUCUCUUCGAUUUCCUGAGAAGUGUCUACGGGCUGUUCGGAUUCUCUUUCCAAUUGAAGUUGUCGACUCGGCCAGAGAAGUACAUGGGAGAAAUCGCUGAGUGGGAUAAUGCCGAGGAUCAGCUCAAAAAGGCGUUGACCGACUUCUGUGGUAAAGACUGGACUAUUGACGAGGGCGAUGGCGCGUUCUAUGGGCCGAAGAUCGACAUAUCUUUAAGUGAUAGUCUUCAGAGAAGCCAUCAGUGCGCGACUAUCCAACUUGAUUAUCAGGCUAGCCAUAACUUCAAAUUGUCUUAUCAAACCAACGAAAGCCAGAAUAAGAACAUCGAUGAGGCCGUAAAGGAUGAUGAGGCCAAGGACAAAGACUGGCUUCCUCCGAACCGCGGGCGUCCAGUAGUUCUGCACCGCGCAAUUAUCGGUUCAUUCGAACGGUUCUUGGGUAUCCUAAUCGAACAUUUCGCAGGGAAGUUCCCCUUCUGGAUCUCUCCCCGACAAAUCAUAAUCGUUCCGGUUAUGCCCCAACUGAACGAGUACGCCGAGGAGGUCAAAUCGAUUUUCGCCGCCGAUAAACUUUACGUGGAAGUUGACACCAGUGGAAACACCCUCCAAAAGAAGAUUCGCACUGCGACCCUCUCUCAUGCCAACUUCAUCUUCGUCGUGGGUCAACAGGAGAUGGAAAGCAGAACGGUCAAUUGUCGGGCUAGGGAUGAUCCCUCCAGCCACGCCAAGGGUGUUAUGGUCGGCAUCGAUGAGAUGAGGGAGAAGCUUCGGGUGCUCCGCAAGGAGCGUCGUCUCAUAUCCUCGCUCUAUGAAAUCGCCAAAUCCCCAAGGCGCCGUCUGGAGCUCUAG